Molecule: messenger RNA, 4913 nt
Organism: Corticium candelabrum
Lineage: Eukaryota; Metazoa; Porifera; Homoscleromorpha; Homosclerophorida; Plakinidae
Product: eukaryotic translation initiation factor 4 gamma 1-like
Exons: 15
Coding region: 201-4820 (1539 amino acids)
Cellular component (GO): eukaryotic translation initiation factor 4F complex
Molecular function (GO): protein binding; translation initiation factor activity; mRNA binding
Source: RefSeq, a predicted model, not a curated record
CUACCGAAGACGCCAUCGUCUCCGCGCGGUCAAAUCAUCGCUCGUUUUCUCAGCCAUCUCCACUUCAUCUCCCUCGUCGCUCUAGCACAAGUCUCGCCUUCCCUUCAACGUUAUCCUGUCGAGUGUACGAUGUCCAACACUAUCAGUUGCGUGACAACACAGCCGACCAACCACCAGUAGUAGGAGUCGCGUCAACAGUUAUGUCAUCUCAGAUGCCGUUCAAUGCUCCUGGUGGGCAUGCGCAGCAGAUGUAUGCUCAUUCCAACCAGAUGAGGACUCAGCCGCAGCAGCACUAUUAUGCAUCGGGCAGAGGAGGCGUGUCACGACAGAACCAUGGGCAGAUAGGGAUCCCUCUAGGCGGUGGACAUGCACACAAUCAUGUUCAGACGGUUCUGUCUCCGACGUCUGGUCAGCCUAUCUAUUCAGCGAUGCCCUAUCCUCCUCCGAAUCAGCAGUAUGUUAUCCCUCAGCAGAUGUAUCUUCAAAACCAGAGACCGUUUCAUGGGUAUCCGCCGCAGCAGCAGGUGUAUUCUGGGGUGCCUCAUCAUCCUGCGCAGCGAAUCGGUUAUUUUCCUCAAGGACACGUGCAGCAGUUUGGUCCGGUUUCUGCUAGUUAUGCUCAGCAUAUGCCCCCGCACGGCCAAUUUAAGUCGCAACAGGUUCAACAACCAGUGAUGCAGCAACCGCAAAGCUUGCCACCACCUAGGAAGUCGACGGCCGUUGUUAUACGUGAUCCGAACACAAACGAAGACGUCACAUCUCAAAUCUUGGCACCAGGACGGGAAAGUUUGUCUUUAGGUUCUACUCCUUCUCCGAACUCAGAAACUCUACCUGCUGGAGAUAAAGGUCAAGCAGCACUGUUAAUGCAGCAGAAGAUAGCUGCGGCGUUAGCUGUAGACAGUGGACCGCAGGGUAAGACGAAUGAAGAGACAGCAGAAAGUGGUCUGAAUGUGGAGGAAGGAAAGCAGCCUGUUGAUGCCCAAACGGUCACUGAAGCUGCCAUGUCUGAUACAGAUGUCGCUGUUAUUAAGGAACGAAAUGUUGAGGUGGAAGAGGUAGCCGGAGUGGAGAAACCGGUUGCUAUAGUUAAGCCUCUUGACGUAACGACAGAUCAGCAGAAAGAUGUUCAAUCGGGUGACGAAACUGUCACUACAGAGGCUCACGUAGCAAUGGAAUUAAAGAUGAAAGGAGAGGGAGACGAUACAGAAGUGAGUGGAGAAGAAUCGGAGUCUGUCGUAAAGUCGGUUGAAAAACCUACUCAGACCGAGUUGGUGUCAUCCAUUGAGUCGUCCACUCAGUCUGAAUCGAUAUCCUCAGUGACACAGUCAGGUGAGUGCCUUACUCAGUCUACAUCAGUGCAGUCAAUGUCGCAGUCGAUUGAGUCUUCCACUCAGAGUGAAUCGUUGCCAUCGAUAUCACAAUCAGAUGAGCCAUGCAAGCAGUCUGAAGUAUCACAGUCGGUGGAGUCUCUUACUGAGUCUGACUCAUUGCCUUCGGUGGUACCAUCAGUUCAGCCUCUCGUUCAAACUGAAUCAUUGCCUGUGAUUCCGGUUGAGGUUGAGGGAGACAACAGAAACGUUGCUGAAGGUAGCAGUCAAUUGGUGGCCAAUUCAGUUUCUGUGGACAUCUAUAUUGCUAAUGAACAACCUACUGUUAGUCCAGCAACAGACAGUCAAGAGGUUGCAGAUUCAUCGGUUUAUAUGGCCGACAGCUUGCUAGGAGCUUCUGUUGAAUCUGAAGGUUACUCGGAUGUUAGUGGAAACAUCUCUCCUGCUCCAGAGUCUUUAGAAGAACGUACUGAUGUGGACACGGGCGUUAUGGCUGUCACCGAUGAUGAGAAAUUGAGAGAACGGAAUGUGCCCGAUGAGGAGAAGGAGAUGCAACACGGAGAGACGGAUGCAGCUAAACUGGCUGCAAGAGGUGAUGCAAGCCCUCGUGAUUCUCCUGUUACUGUGGGUACGAUUGAGGUGGAAAAUGAUGAGGAUGAGGAAGAUGAGGAGGAACAAGAGGAGCAAGAAGUUCAAAGUGCAAAGGGUUCUGAUUUUGUCAUCAUUUAUAGUAAUCCUGAGCAAUGGACGCCCAAGAAUCGUGAAGGCGAGAAGAAAUACAAUCGAGAUUUCUUGUUGCAGUUUCAAAACAAAUGUACAAUGAAACCUCUCUCGCUUCCAAACGUUGACUGUGUCUUGACUCAGAUGGUGCCAUCGACUGCUCACGGGCCACCACGGCAAGCAUUCAACCAAAGGAAGCCUUAUGGGAAAGAGAGAGAUGACCCUUUUGUUCCUCAAUGGCAACAGAAAGACAGAUCUCGGCAACAUCCGAGGCAAAAAGGUCAAGGUGGAAUGCAGAAAGUAAAGAAAGUCAUUCAGCCAGCUCACGAGCCGAUUCAAAUCAAGAGAUCUGAGACUGCCUGGCUUCCGUCUUCUCAACGUAGUGUAGAGCUAGAGGACAAGGAAAGACUUAGGAACGAGGAAGUUGUACGGAAAGCACGUGGUAUUCUCAACAAGCUUACACCCGAAAAAUUUCAUACUCUCACCGAACAAAUGCAACAGCUUGACAUCUCAAGUGAGGAACGUCUCCGCAGUGUUAUUGAUCUUAUAUUUGAAAAGGCAGUAGCAGAGCCUUCAUUCAGUGUCGCGUAUGCCAAUCUUUGUGCAUGUCUCAUGCAAGUCAAGGUAUCCGUUGGAGAGCAAGGUGACACCGAAGGAUCACAAGCGGUUUCCAAUUUGUCGUUUCGGAAAGUUCUUCUUACACGAUGUCAGAAAGAAUUCGAGAAGGAUAAAGAACUGCCUUCGAAACAGAAAAUGCAGGAGCUGAUCGAUGCUUGUGAAACAGAAGAAGAGAAAAUAGCCAAGAAGGAUGAGCUUGAACUGUCGGAAUUCCACGCUCGUAAACGUUCACUUGGUAACAUUCGUUUCAUCGGAGAAUUGUUCAAGUUACAUCUUCUUACCGAGCCGAUCAUGCAUGAGUGUAUUAUGAAGUUACUGACCAAGAGUACUGAUCACGAGUCAUUAGAAUGCAUGUGUCGUCUGAUGACUACAGUUGGUAAAGAUCUUGAUGUACUGAAAGCAAAGACGAGAAUGGAUCAGUACUUUGAUCGUAUCGGGAAGAUCAUAGCUCAGAAGAAGAUGGCAACUCGUGUUCUCUUCAUGCUUCAAGACGUACUUGAACUGCGAAAGAACAAUUGGGUGCCUCGGAGAGAAGACAAUAAGCCAAAGACGCUCUCUCAGAUCAACUUGCAAGCUCAAGCUGAAGAACUUCAUCAACAGAAAACGCUCCAAUUGCAUCAGUCAUCACAGCAGAAAAGUGGCUCAAGCGCCGGACAGUAUGGUGAUCGGAAACGAGGAGUGAUAUCGAAGGAGAGGGAGGCGCAGCUGGUCAGUGGAAGAGUGGCGACACCGCAGAGUGACGAUUCGUGGAUUCUUCAAACCGGAAAGAACAGGCCACCCCCGCCUGUUGAUGCCGCAAAGUUUUCACAAAUUGCCAGCAAGUCUCGCAACGAAACUAAUCGUGUCGGAUCUUCUGCAAGCCUUCGUCCUGCUACAACUAAGCAGUGGGGUCAAGGCAGUCGUGGAUCAGGCUCAAGCAGUCCUUCACUUAAUGACUCACGUAAAGCAGGACGUGGGCGAGGAACUGGUAAAGAGAGCCAAGGUCCUAGACGACCAAGCGGUGGACCACCAAGAGAGAAAAUGGAAAAAGAAAAGAAAGACGUGUUAGCUGCCGUGUCUGACAUCAUUGGUACUCGAUCACAAGAAGCUCUAGCUCCUCAAGCAGAGAAGAAGAGUCGAAGUGCCUCGCCCACUCAGAGCUUUUCAACUGCACUAAUUAGGCAGGAAUCGGAAGAAAUACAGCAGUUGUCUGAUGACGAACUAGAAAAGAAAGUCUUGGCAUUAGUUGAUGAAUACUGCAAUGUAGGUGAUUUGAAGGAGGCAAUAGAAUGUGUGAAGGAUCUUCAUUUACACGAUAGACACAAUCUAGUUGUUAGCCAUGCAGUCAAUUGCACAUUGGAAAGAACUGGAAAGGAUAGGCGGUUGGUAGCUAGUUUGUUGAAGGAACUCCUCAACGAGAAUAUAUUGACAACAGACGAUUAUUUCAAAGGGAUGAAUGAAGUAUUUGAGAGUGCUGACUAUAUGCUACCUGAUAUUCCUUACAUCUGGAGGUAUUUAGGAGAGAGCGUCGGCAUCGUAGCUAUUGGUGGUAAAGUACUGUCUGAUCGAUUACAAGAAGCGAUGAGAUUAGUUAGCGAAUACCCCAAAACCGCUACAUUUGCCGUACAGUUUGUGAGAACAUUGGAAGAGGAACAGGGUCCAGUUGAAAUUGGUCAGAUAGUGCUUGACAUGCUUGUGAGAGAUCCUCUAAAGAGAGCGCUGAUUGAGGCACAAGACAACAAGGACAUCCAUGAAUGGAUCAGGAGAAACUUGUUGAAGGAUGAAUGCAAGAGCCCUCCGGUGAUUAGAGCUCUCACAACAGCAGUGUACUACCCAUCACUAACGAAAGUUGAUGACAGACAAUAUCAGUUUGUUGAAGAAGAGAUAGAAAGUCAGAUAGGCGUAUUAAAAGAAGUGGUUGGUAGUGACGAAGAGCAGCAGCUGAAUGUACUAUUUGGACUUCAGACCCUCACUGCAAAGACAGAACCAGAAGGACUUCUCAGUGAUCUAUUUGAGCAUUGUCAUCAACGUGGAAUCGUGGCUGGUCCAGUCUUUAGGUCGUGGUUGGACAGUAACCUGCCAUUAAGACAUGUUGGAAAACAACGUGCCACUACGGGCUCUAGGCGUUUCUUUGACUUUCUGAAGACUGUUAUUGGGGAUGGAGAAGCUACUUGAUUCAACUAUAUUUUGUCUUCUGUUGUGUAUUGUAGGAUACUGAAUUAGAAUAAACUGUAUUUUUAAUUGAAGGUGGAAGAGGUGAUGAUGACA